AAGAAGACCGACGACCCCAACUUCCAGCCGGUAUAGACCCGUGACCGCCUUCCUCUCCACUCCUCUUUCUUGCCGCGCAAGAACGAGCGCCGGUUUUAUCUACCGCGGCCGCCGCCUGCAGGCCAGUCCGUUCACGUUCCUGCUUUUCCCCUGUCCUGCGGUUUUGGCCUUUUUGCCCCCGGCUUCCUGGCGGCAACGAAACAACCAGUCGGUUCGGUCGAUGCUUCGCGAGUUGGAAUUGGACGCCGGCCGACCCGCUGCUCAAUCCGUCGAGUUCGACAUGGCUACUCCCUUGGUUGCUGGGUUGUCAGUGGCUGCCGCUGCAUUAAGCGGAAGAUACAUGAUUAGAGCAUGGCAAGCCUUCCGGACCCAGGCGGCAAUGCCGCGGGUGCGCCGCUUCUACCCUGGUGGAUUCCAGGGGGAAAUGAAUCGAAGGGAAGCUGCAUUGAUCCUCGGCGUCAGAGAACGUGCUACAGUGGACAAGAUCAAGGAGGCUCACAGGAGGGUCAUGGUAGCUAACCACCCUGAUGCUGGUGGCAGCCAUUACGUCGCUUCCAAGAUCAACGAGGCAAAGGACAUGCUGAUGGGAAAAGGGAAGUCCGGGUCUUCGAUCUUUUAGCUGACACAAAGCUCAUUCUGCUGUGGCGUGAUCAGGCUGUAGCUUUUUCAAGGGACUGACAGUUGCACGUUUCAAAUUUCUUAACAAUGCUCUGCUGCUUGUACCAUAUAUCAUAAAGGAUACAGAUACAGAUACAGAAUUGAAUCAACUUAUUAUCUGGGUCUUAAGUUAUUGUUUGGCCUGAUUGGAAAUA
Zea mays is the source of this 812-nucleotide messenger RNA. Its product is annotated as mitochondrial import inner membrane translocase subunit TIM14. NCBI's taxonomy places the organism in Eukaryota, Viridiplantae, Streptophyta, Magnoliopsida, Poales, Poaceae. Gene Ontology annotation, cellular component: PAM complex, Tim23 associated import motor. Gene Ontology annotation, molecular function: ATPase activator activity. The record is from RefSeq and is marked validated. Gene Ontology annotation, biological process: protein import into mitochondrial matrix.